Molecule: messenger RNA, 381 nt
Organism: Pieris macdunnoughi
Lineage: Eukaryota; Metazoa; Arthropoda; Insecta; Lepidoptera; Pieridae
Source: the annotation of a GenBank genome assembly
AUGCUAUCGUCUCUUAUAAAAGAACACCAAGCUAAACAAUCUGCGAAAAGGACAACUCAAGAACUAAAAAGAAAGGAAUGUAUAUCUGCUGCCAAUGAUUUAACACAGGCCCUUGUAGAUCACCUAAAUGUUGGAGUGGCACAAGCAUAUCUCAAUCAAAAGAAACUUGAUGCAGAGGCAAAGUUGUUACAUCAAGGGGCUAUAAAUUUUUCAAAACAAACUCAGCAGUGGGUAGCUCUUGUAGAACAUUUCAGCAGUGCUUUAAAAGAAAUUGGUGAUGUUGAAAACUGGGCAAGAAGCAUAGAAAAUGAUAUGAAGAUUAUUACUAACACCCUUGAGAGGGCUUAUGAGACAACAAGAGAUCAACCUGGUAGUAGUUAA